This is a messenger RNA of Macrosteles quadrilineatus (aster leafhopper), 3122 nucleotides long. RefSeq names its product acylamino-acid-releasing enzyme-like. NCBI's taxonomy places the organism in Eukaryota, Metazoa, Arthropoda, Insecta, Hemiptera, Cicadellidae. The record is from RefSeq and is a predicted model, not a curated record. Gene Ontology annotation, molecular function: serine-type endopeptidase activity. The transcript is spliced from 14 exons. Bases 133 to 2262 code for a protein of 709 amino acids. Gene Ontology annotation, biological process: proteolysis.
GUAUCCUAAACAACAUCAACAUUCAAAAGUCAAAACAAAAUCAUCAAACCCAAACGAAAUUACAAUUUAAUUAGUUUAGAUUCCGGUGAAGUGAAGCCAAGAUCACUUAGUUUUGAACUAUUCAUUUUGAGUAUGGCUCAUCAAUUUGAACAUCUGGUGGCAAAAUACCGAGCUGUGAGCCAAUUUCCUGGGUUAAGCAGCGCAAGGAUUUUGUGUAAGGAGGGUUCUAAUGUGGUUGUUAGUUCUGCUUGGAGCCAAAAAUGUUUAGAAAAGGGAAAGAACUCCAAGUUUAUGCAGACUCAUUUUGUUACGGAUAAAAACAUCAUUCAUACAACUCCUGUAGACAUUUCAAACGAGUUGUUGUCAGCGUGGUCGCCCUCAGGUGUCGGCCGUGCAGUGUUGAGAGAACAUGACAAUGGCGGGGCAGGUGCGGGGGGCAAGAAACAACACCUGGAGAUCUGGCGUGACAACCGACUGGCCCAGCUGAUUGACCUCAGUAUGCUGGAUCAACACGGGGAUGUAUAUACGAGUGGGGAGUUCAGCUGUCUGGAGUGGUCUCCUUGUGAAAAGAAGCUGCUCUACGUCGCCGAGAAGAAGCAACCCAAAGCUGAACCUUUUUACCCGAGCAAACCUAAGGAUAAAGAUUCAACUAUUCCUGACGAGAAACUACCCAAAAUGGGGGAAGAACAUGUUUUCCGUCAGGACUGGGGAGAAACAAUGGUCGGCAAACAUCAGCCUGUAUUGUGUGUCUGUGAUUUGACACUUGGAACUGUCUCCGUGACGUCAGGCAUCCCAGACAAUGUGUCUGUUGGACAGGCUCUCUGGGUGCCUGAUGGCAUAGUGGCUGUGGCCUGGCCUCAUACACCGCGCAGGCUAGGCAUAGUGUACUGCACCAGCCGACCUAGCUAUGUCUUUCAUCUCACUCAAGAUGGCACAUUCAUAAAGUUGUCCAAGGACGAUGUAGCUGCUCAGUCUCCGAGACUGUCACCUGAUGGUGAAUAUCUUGUGUGGCUACAGCGGCCGGUCUACGGGCCUCACCACGCCUGUCAGGAGCUGGUGAAGGCAGUGUGGGGGGCCAUCCCUCACCCUCUAGUGCCCAUAGUUCAGACCAGCAUUCAGUGUGCCAGUGGACAUGUGUUCUACGGACUGUACUGCCAGUCGCUGCCGGCCAGGUGCUUCAUUGAUAACAACAAACUGAUGCUCAGCACAGGACAGCAUUCUAGCGUCGUCACCUACAGCGUCAACACAGACAGUGGAGCUGUGUGCCAAGUAACGGAGGAGAUUGGCAGCGUAGUGGUGAUGGACGUGUGUACCCAAGGCUCAUUGGCACUGUGCUACAAGACUGUGGUAGACACUCCACCGAGCCUGUAUCUGGCUCAUAUCAACAAGGAAACUCUGCGUCUACAACCUCUAGUCGUCAGACAACCCGUGUGUCCACCACCCGUGCCUCACCUGAAGUAUGUCCUAGAGCUGCAGGCAGAGGUCAAGGAUAAAUUCAACGAUUUCAACGCUAUUUACUACGGCCCUUAUGAAGGUGAAGAAAAGAGCGUUCCUUUGAUAGUCUGGCCUCAUGGAGGCCCACAUGCCAUGUUCUUUGAGUGCUACUCAGUCUUCAAUCAGUUUUUCGUCAGUGCUGGUUUCGCCACUCUCCAGGUGAACUUCAGAGGAUCCACAGGUGUGGGGCAGGCGGGUGUAGACUUUCUACCAGGUCGUGUUGGCGACACUGAUGUCAAGGACUGUCACCAAGCUACGUUGGCAGCCUUGAAGCAGUUCCCUAUCCUGGACCCUGGCAAAGUAGUGUUGUAUGGAGGAUCUCACGGAGGCUUCCUGGUCACUCACCUGGCAGGUCAAUACCCGGACUUUUACAAAGCCGUUGUUGCACGUAACCCUGUUGUCGAUGUCGUCUCAGUUCUCUCUCUGUCUGACAUUCCAGACUGGGCCGUCGUAGAGGCUGGCUUCACAUACACAGGCAAGGAGCAGGUAGAGAUGACUCCCGAGUUCCUCGCACAGCUGCGACGUGUUUCUCCUAUACAGUACGCUGACAAAGUUAAGGCUCCGACGUUGCUCAACAUCGGCAAGAAGGACCUUCGAGUGCCUCCGUCCCAAGGCACUAUGUACUACCACACGCUCAAAACAUUCAACGUGCCUUGCAAGAUGAACCUGUACGAUGACAAUCACUCGUUGUCUACAGUGCCUGUGGACAUAGACGCAACCAUCAACACAGUUCUGUGGUUCCAACAACACUUGGCUGAAAAGCAAUAAUAUGUGCCUCAGUAAACAUAAGCAGCUGUCGAUCCGAUCUUAUGUCUAGUCCGUAUGAACUUUAGCAAAACAAAACUUUAGCAAGGUGUUAUGAAAAUUGUACGAAUAGAAACACAACACUGUUCACGGUACAACAUGUUAUGCUACAUUGUUUAUAGUGUACAGUUUUUGUGUAUUUUUUUUGGCCAAAAUUGAAUUUUCCAUUUAGGUAAGGUUGUCAUCUCAAAAACAAUCCAUGAAUCGUGUGCUCUUGUGUUCUAUGGUAAAUUUUUAUCAUGAGAGUUUACGUUGCAUUGUCGUUGAAUAGGGUUUUUGAAUCCUAAACAAAAUGAUAUGCGUUGAUUUGUACAUAAGACAGUAACAUAUUAUUUACCUUGUAACUUUUUAAACCAUUUAAAAAUAUUAAUGAAUUCAAAUUUUUAAGGAUUCAGGUACUUGAACCAUCUGUCAUGGUUCUCUUGAUUUUUUUCGUACCAAAACUGAAAAAAAAUCCAAAGAUAAGAGAAUAUAAAUCAAAUUUGUAAUAAUUUACAAUUAGUGAUUACAAUGAAGAAAAAAAAUUCCUUUUAAUGGUCAGGCUAGACAGCAGAGUAGGUAGGCAGUUGCAUAUAAGUUAAAGUACUUCAAUGGUUCCAAAACAAGUGGCACACUUUAAAGUGUGGAUAUGACAGUUUGCAUUCUGUUGAAUAUGUGUCACAUGUUGAAAAGAAAAAAAUCAUAAGUUGUGUUAUGCAACAGCAAUAUGUCAUUUUUUAAUGGCAAAUUGUUUAAUUUUCACGUGCCAUUUUAUACUAACAAUAUAUAUUACUGUAAUUUACUAGGAAAAAUAAAUUGGAUGAUAUAUUUUCUAAGAUACUUUA